Messenger RNA from Spirodela intermedia, 1821 nucleotides. NCBI's taxonomy places the organism in Eukaryota, Viridiplantae, Streptophyta, Magnoliopsida, Alismatales, Araceae. The record is from the annotation of a GenBank genome assembly.
AUGGCUCUUGUGGCAUCAACCUUCAUCUUCCCCCAAAUGGGCCUGCAUGAUCCAGCCGCCCUGGCUCUUUCCUCACCGGUGUUCAGGGAGUUCUUGGAUAACUUUGACGGGUACACCUUCAAGUACCCCCAGAACUGGAUCCAGGUCCGGGGUGCAGGCGCUGACAUCUUCUUCAGGGACCCUUUCGUCCUUGAUGAGAACAUCUCUAUGGAGGCGUCGUCCCCUUCGUCCUCCAGGUACAAGAGUGUUGAAGAUCUGGGAACCCCGCAGGAUGCUGGGGAGAAGGUAUUGAGGCAGUACCUGACUGAAUUAAUGUCCACGAGGCUCGGUGUCCGGCGGGAGUCCAAAGUCCUCUCCACAUCGUCCAGAGUCGCCGAUGAUGGGAAGCUCUACUACCAAGUUGAGGUAAAGCAAAAAUAAACAAUUUAUUUUUUCUUCUUCACAUUGGUGCAUUACUAUUGAUGUGAUUACUCUAGGAUGGUUAUCUUUAUAACGUCUUAUAUGUAAUGCAUAUUUACAUUUAUGCUUCCAAGUUUGAAGAUUUCAUCACACAAAGUCCCAUUAAAUUUGAUUAUCCCACUGGAAUAGAUUCUCAGAUACCCUCAUUUUGGGCAGAAGUAGUAUUUCCAAGGAAAUAUUUGAUUAUUUAUUUCUUUAAUUUUUCAUCUUUCUGCGUUAUUGCAGCUGCAAUCAGACUUGGGUGGUAACAUUUUUUGUGCUUCUUAUCCAUAUAUAGAUUUGAAUGUACAUACUACCAAAUUUGGAGAUUUCAUGAUCCAAGUCCCAUUAGGUUUGAUUAUCCCAUUGGAACGGAUAUUUGGAUGCCAUCAUAUCAGGCAGAAGGGAUAAGCUCGGAAGAUGGAGAAUUUUCAUGCAGAAGAUUUCAUAACCCAUUUAUUUUAACGCAGAAUAAUCCAAGAGAAAGAGGAGGGUUUCUGCUUAUAAUAUUUUACUUUGUUUAUUUAUUUUUUCAUAUAGCUGUGUUGUUACUGAUGUGAUCGCACUAGGAUGGUUGUCUUUGGGAAGUCCUUCCUCACCUCUCAAACCUUUCAAUAACUAAUUUUUUUGUUUAUUUAUUUAUCGAUAUAGAUCCUCCUCUUUUGCUUGGAUUUGACUCCCUGACUUUUGCAUGAAAAUUCUUACCUUCUCUACUCAGCUCUUCUGCCGGUCAUGAUGCUACCUCUGUCUCAGUGGGACGUUGAAUGUAAAGGGAUUUUGGUGCUUAUGAAAUCUUCAAACUGGGCAGUCUAUGCAUAUAAAUAUUAAUUUCUAUAUCGAUAAAUAGUAGAUAAUAAAGAUGACCACUAUCCCGUCAUCUAAUCACUAGUAAUGUAGCAACAUAAAAAAUAAGUAAAUUCAUUAAUAUCUUAUUGAAAGUUCCCCAUCAUCCGACCUUACCUCUUCUGCCCACUACAAUGGCAUCUGACUAUCUAUUCCAGUGGAAUUAUCAAAUGCAAUGAGAUUCUGUGUCAUGAAAUAUUCAACUUUGGUAGUAUACAUACAAACACUUGCACAGAAACAUAUAUGAUAUGAUAUAUAUAACAUAUUGUUUGGGAUUUUUACUCUUGUGUCACAAGUUCUCUGGGGAAUUGGGUGCAGAUCAACAUAAAGUCAUAUGCAAACAACAACGAGCUAGCGGUGAUGCCACAGGAUAGGAUUGCCAAGCUUGAGUGGGACCGGCGGUACCUCUCGGUGCUCGGUGUGGAGAACAACCGGCUGUAUGAGCUGAGGCUGCAGACCCCCGAGAACGCCUUCCUCGAGGAGGAAGAGGACCUCCGCCAGGUGAUGGAUUCAUUCAGGGUAUUCAAGGCACUGUUGUGA